AUGGAUAUUUCCAAGCCAGUGGGCUCGGAAAUCACAUCGGUGGACUUUGGAGUGCUCUCCGAUGGAGAGACGCAGAAGCUCUCAGCAAAGCAGAUUGUAAACCCCAUCGUGUUUGACAACUUGGGUCAUCCUGUCCAAGGGGGACUCUACGACUUGUCCCUUGGUGCAUUUUUGCGAAAUGUGUGUACUACGUGUGGCCUAGAUGAAAAAUUCUGUCCUGGCCACAUGGGCCACAUUGAGUUGCCCGUGCCUGUGUACAACCCCAUGUUUUUCAAUAUGAUGUAUAUAUACUUGAGAAGUUCGUGCUUGUAUUGCCACCGUUUCAAAUUGAGUCAGCUCGAAGUCAACUUCUUUAUGAAUAAGUUGGAGUUGGUUCAGUAUGGGCUCUUGUUGGAGUGUGAAGAGUUGGAGCAUAUUGCUACUCUGUCGAGAUCCAAGAAAAAUGGUGGUGGUGGUGGUGGUGAUGACGAAGAAGAAGAUGAUGAAGGAGAUGAUGACGAUGGCGGCGUACUGGGUGUUGACGCCAAGACUAGAAAGGAGUUGAUGGAGAGGAGGCAAUCCUUUGUCAAGAACGCCAUUGCCGAUGCCUUGAAGGAUGGCAGAACUUCUGCGCGUGGGGUCAUUACUGCGUCUGUUGGGGAAGAACGGAAGGAAAUCAUACACCAUUUCUACAGCAGAUUGUUGAGCAGGCCCAAGUGCAGCAAUUGUGGGAUGUACUCGCCUUCGUUCAGAAAGGACGGGUUUGUCAAGAUUUUCGAAAACUCGUUGAAUGACAAACAGAUGGUCAAUAACAGAGUGCGAGGAGGGAAAAGAUUGGACAUGUUGAAGAAAAACGGCGAGGCUAAAAAAGGGUCGAGCGUGAGUGAUAUCCCUCAUAUCAAGCAUAAGGGUGGCUCCAAAUACGUUUUGGCUUCAGAAGUGAGAAACGUCUUGAAGGCCGUUUUCGAAAAUGAGCAACCGGUGCUACAAAAAGUGUUUCACUCGAGACCGUACCAACAUGACUAUGUCAGUGGCGACAUUUUUUUCAAGCAAGCAAUUUUGGUGCCGCCAACGAGAUUCAGGUUACCCUCGAAAUUGGGCGACGAGAUCCACGAAAACCCUCAAAAUGAGCUUUUGUCCAACAUUUUGAAAACCUCGGUGUUGAUUAGAGACUUGAAUAUGCAGAUUUCGCAGUUGUAUAAGGACAAAAUCAGCGGCGAGCAGAAAAAAGUGCUAUUCAACAGACUCAUGAACUCGUUUGUUACUUUGCAAAACGACGUCAAUGCAUUCAUCGACUCCACAAAGAACCAAAAUGCCCCAGCUGGUAAGCAACCGAACCCAGGUAUCAAGCAGGCGUUGGAGAAGAAAGAAGGGUUGUUUAGAAAACACAUGAUGGGUAAAAGAGUCAAUUAUGCUGCGCGUUCGGUCAUUUCGCCCGAUCCAAAUAUCGAAACAAAUGAGAUUGGGGUUCCACCCGUCUUUGCCAAAAAAUUAACCUAUCCUGAACCAGUCACGGCGCACAAUGUGUCGGAGUUGAGACAAGCAGUGAUCAAUGGGCCUGACGUGUGGCCCGGUGCAGUGCAAAUUCAAAACGAAGAUGGAAGAUUGGUUUCGUUGAUUGGAAUGUCUGCAGAACAGAGAAAAGCCUUGGCUAACCAACUUUUGACUCCAUCUUUUGGAACUGGCGCUGCAGGAGGAGCAUCAUCAGGUUCGGUUGUGAAUAAAAAAGUUUAUCGACAUCUCAAAAACAAGGAUGUUGUCAUUAUGAAUCGUCAACCUACCUUGCACAAGGCCUCAAUGAUGGGCCAUAAAGUGCGGGUCCUACCCGGUGAGAAAACUUUGAGGUUGCACUACGCCAAUACUGGUGCUUACAAUGCCGAUUUCGAUGGUGAUGAAAUGAAUAUGCAUUUCCCUCAAAAUGAAAAUGCCAAAGCUGAAGCUUUGAAUUUGGCCAAUACUGAUAGCCAGUACCUCACGCCUACUUCGGGCUCCCCUUUGAGAGGUUUAAUUCAAGAUCACAUUUCCGCGGGUGUUUGGUUAACCAGCAAGGACUCCUUUUUCGACAGAAACACGUAUUACCAGCUUAUUUACGGAUGCAUUAGACCCGAAGAUGGCCAUACCUCGAGAAGCAAAAUCAUCACCGUGCCACCGACAAUCUUCAAACCCGAGUAUUUGUGGACUGGUAAGCAGGUCAUCACCACCAUCUUGUUGAACAUCAAGCCUGAAAACGUCCCCGGUGUCAAUUUGAUAUCAAAGAACAAAGUCAAAAAUGACUACUGGAGCAAAGACAGCAACGAGAAUCAAGUCAUCUUCCACAAUGGUGAACUCUUGAGCGGUAUUUUGGACAAGUCGCAAUAUGGUGCCUCGCAAUUUGGAAUUGUGCAUUCAUUGCACGAGCUUUACGGGCCAGAUGUAUCUGGUAAAGCAUUGAGUGUGCUCGGGAGACUCUUUACAAACUUUAAUACCAUGUAUGCAUUGACUUGUGGUAUGGACGAUUUGAGACUAACUGAGGAUGGCAAUGCAUGGAGAAGGGACAUUUUGAAGCAAUCUGUUGACAUUGGCCGAGUUGCAGCUGCCGAAGUGACAAAUUUGCCUGAGGAUACCGCGAAUGACAAUAAGGAAUUCAAGAGAAGAUUAGAAGAAAUCUUGAGAGACGACAAUAAAUUGGGCAUUCUUGAUGCAAUCACGCAAUCGAAAGUCAAUACCAUCACGUCUCAAGUCGUUUCGAAAUGUGUUCCUGAUGGAACAGUGAAGAAAUUUCCGUACAAUGCCAUGCAAGCCAUGGCCUUGUCUGGUGCCAAGGGUUCCAACGUUAAUGUUUCUCAAAUCAUGUGUCUCUUGGGACAACAGGCAUUGGAAGGUAGAAGAGUGCCCGUGAUGGUUUCAGGCAAGACUUUGCCAUCGUUCAAGUCGCUCGAGACUGACGCGAGAGCCGGUGGCUACAUCAAACAGCGAUUCUACUCUGGUAUCAGGCCGCAAGAAUACUACUUCCAUUGUAUGGCCGGUAGAGAAGGGUUGAUUGAUACCGCCGUCAAGACCUCGAGAUCUGGUUACUUGCAACGUUGUUUAACCAAGCAAUUGGAAGGCGUUCAUGUCAACUAUGACAACUCGGUGAGAGAUGGCGAUGGCACCAUGAUUCAGUUCCUUUACGGUGGUGACUCCAUCGACACCACUAAACAAUCGCACAUGAACCAAUUUGAGUUUUGCUUGGAGAAUUACGAUGCGUUAUUGGCUAAGUAUAACCCUGGUGACAUGGUUGAAAACUUGGAUACCGACGAGGCCUUAUCGUACACCAAAAAGGUACGCAAGUCGUUGAAGAAGCAAAAAGACGUGCCACAUUACGAUCAAGUGGUGAAAUACGAUCCUGUUCUCAACGUUUACAAUCCUUCGAAAUACCUUGGUGCCGUAUCGGAGAAGUUCCAGGAGAAAUUGGAAUCGUUUGUGCUGAGCAACGCACACUUAUUUGCUCACUCUAAGGAAGAAGCUAAAUCGACGCAUAAGCUUACGGAGAAGAAGUUUAGAGCAUUGAUGCAAUUGAAGUAUAUGAGGUCUUUGGUGAACCCCGGUGAAGCUGUCGGUAUCGUUGCUUCUCAAUCUAUCGGUGAGCCAUCGACGCAAAUGACGUUAAACACCUUCCAUUUUGCAGGACACGGUGCGGCAAACGUCACCUUGGGUAUACCGCGUAUGAGAGAAAUCAUCAUGACGGCCUCGGCCAUGAUCAAGACCCCGCAGAUGACUUUGCCGCUUUUGAACGAUGUCAGCGAUGAAAUGGCUGAUGCAUUCUGUAAAUCAAUCGGACGAGUGGUGAUGUCGGAAUUUGUCGAUAGCGUCACUGUUACUGAAAACACAUCUCAAGAUGAAGACGGGCUGAAUACCCGGUCCUAUGUGAUACACUUGGGAUUCUACACCAAGGACGAAUACGAGGCUGAAUAUGAUAUAAGUCAAAGUCAAAUGGAGCACGUGUUGACGCAUAGCUUUAUCCAUCAUUUGGAAGCGCAGAUUGUCAAGGAGGUUAAAAAGCAAAAGAAGCCUGAGCAUAUGCCUACCGUUGGCAAAUCUGCAGGUAAAACCGAUAUGGAAUCUGUUAGUGGUAAAAUCAAGGAAUUGAGCGAUGACGAGGAUGACAAUGAGGAGGACGAUGCAGAUGAAGAACACGAUAAGAAUAAAGGUAAACAGCAAGUAUCGUACGAUGGUCCCGAUGACGAUGAAGUUGAGACUAUGAAACGUGCAGAAGAGACCAGUGAUGAAGAGAUGGCUGAUGCUGACGAUGACAAUGACAAGGACAACUCAUCGUCAUCAUCGCUGGAAUCAGAUGACGAUGACGAUGAUGAAAAUGAUGGAAAGGACGUGGAUAUGGAGGCACCGAAGGAGCUCUCGAGACAGGCCAAAGACCGUCAAGCUGAAGUGAUUGCACAGCAUAAUAUGGUGACGGCGUUUGAUUUCGAUGAUGACAAUGGCCAGUGGUGUGAGUUCAAACUUGAGCUCAACGGCAACGAAACGCAAAAGCUCUUGAUGGUCAACAUUGUGGAGGACUUGUUGCGUCGUAGCGUCGUGCGUGAGAUCCCCCACAUUGGAAGAUGCUUGCGCCCCGAUCCCGACGCCGCUACGGGCAAGAGGGUCCUCACCACCGAAGGGGUGAAUUUCAAGGCCAUGUGGAGCCAAGACGACUUUAUCGAUGUCAACCUGAUCACUUCGAAUGACGUUGCCUCAGUGUUGGCCACGUAUGGAGUUGAAGCAGCCAGAAACACGAUUGUUAAUGAGAUUUACCGAGUUUUCGACACUUAUGGUAUCAGUGUCUCUGCUCGCCAUUUGGAGUUGAUUGCUGACUACAUGACUAGAGAGGGAACAUACUUGGCUUUUAACAGACAAGGUAUCGAUAGCUCAACAUCGAGCUUCAUGAAGAUGUCGUAUGAGACUACCUGUCAGUUUUUGACUAAAGCAGUGUUGGAUGGUGAUCGUGAAGAGUUGGAGAGUCCCUCAGCCAAGAUUGUCAUGGGUAAGUUGUCUAAUGUCGGUACUGGAUCAUUUGACGUUUUCGCCCAAUUGCCUAAAAGUAGUUGA
Molecule: messenger RNA, 5040 nt
Organism: Lodderomyces beijingensis
Lineage: Eukaryota; Fungi; Ascomycota; Pichiomycetes; Serinales; Debaryomycetaceae
Source: the annotation of a GenBank genome assembly